CGAACGAAUGAAUUAUUAUCUGGGAGUAAGAGUUUGGCCAAAUGAACUCGAUUUUGACGAAUAACGUGUACAAAUGUUAGUCAGUUGUGCGGUGCACCUUGUUCUACGGAAAAGUGUUUCCUGAAGAAUAUUCUGUAUUUACAAUGGAUGAGUGAUAGCGACGAGGACAACGAAGAGGGGGAAGGCACCGUGUCGCUAGCAGGGUUCCUGUUUGGAAACAUAGAUAUGAAGACGGGCCAACUGGAAGACGACAUUCUCGACUCAGAAUCUAAACGACAAUUAAAUGCUUUACAAAAAUUUGGUUUGGGAUCCAUAAUCGACGACGUGAUGGAAGGACAAGGCCAGCCUCAGCAAUGUGAAAAAUCAAAGAAAUCAAAAACUCGGCGAUUGGUAUCAUCCUAUGACUCUUCUUCAGACUCGGACGAUGAUGACGAUGAUGAUGAUGCUCCACAGCCAGUCAGCACCCGUACGGAAUCUCCUAGCUUGCCAUCUGACCAGGAAUCCAAAGGCGAGGAUGAAAUAUUUGACGAACAAAAAUCACCGUCUGCCGUAGAUUUCUCAGACAUUAAUGAAUUAGCGGAGGAAGAGUCUUCUGCACUCGCCACCUUGACCUCGGCUUCAAAAGCGUAUGACGACGAUGAUACUGACUAUGAUGACCCCAACCCAUCUUCAGAGGAGGGAGGAAGACACGUGCGACGACUGUUCACUGAGCGAGACGACAAAUACCUAAUGCCACCCCCUUUAACCACACAUAUAAAGAAAGCAGCUGGGCCUGGAGAUGGAACCACCCCCACCAAAGAAACAUCCAGCCCAAACACUUCACCCGUAAAAUCUCCUCCUCCCACUUCCGCUCAAUCUACUACUUCUGCUGCCGCUGAAGUAUUAUUGUCUGGAAAAAAGCUCGAGACUCCGCUCGCCGCAAUGAUGCCUUCUAAAUAUGAAGGUGUAAAUGUGAGUGAAAUAUUUCCAGAAUUCCGUCAAGGAAAGGUACUGCGGUGGGCGAGAUUGUUCCUACCUGGUAAAUCAAACAGCCUUCCUCAAAUUUGGAAGAAUGUAAAAAGACGACGCAGAAAGAGAAAAAUUCUUGCCGAGGGACAAGCUGCAGCUGACGCUGCGGAAGAAGCAGAUAGAGAAAAGCGAGGCUGGGGAUUUCAAUAUGCUGACGACGCCAGCUGUUUUGCAAUGGGAUCCGAAGACGAGGAAGAAUUUCUCAGCGAUAACCUAGAGAAACCCAAGAGUGACAAUCAAAGAAACAAUGUCGAAGGACGAUCAAUUAUUUCAACAAAUCCCAACAUGUGGCGUCAUGGUCCAGCAGAAUUAUGGUUUGAUAUGUUGAAUGUGGCAGAGGACGGUGAAAAUUUUGAUUAUGGGUUUCAAAUCCAAAAUCUACGAUCUCGCAAAGAAGACCAGGACGAAUCCAGCUCGGAGGAUGAAGAUGCGGGUGACAAGGAAAAUUCUAAUCUAACCGACGCAGCCUUAUUCCCUGGUGAGUCGUUCCACAUGCUGACGCAGAGGGACUGGGAGACGGACAUUGUGUGGGAUGGAAGCGACGCCAAGUAUAAGAAACUUACCAAGAACACUGCAGCAGGAUGGGUCCCUUCAGGCGUUAAUCGGACGGCACAAAACUUUAGCCAACCAGGUGCCAAGGGGGCUCCACCAACGGGAACUGCGACAAAUAUGACAGGCUCGGGGAAAAAGGGUGAUAAAGAAGGAGGUCCGAUGGCGAGCACUUUUACGUCGCACAGUGGUGGUGGUGGUUCCUCCACUCCGGGUAGUGGAAUGGGGGUAAAACAGUCGGGUAUCAAGGGGAUGAAGGAUGGCGAAGGUGGUCAAGUUGAUGACACGUGGUACUCCAUCUUCCCCGUGGAAACCCCAGAGUUGGUCUAUGGGCGAUGGGAGGAUGAGGUCAUCUGGAGUAUACAAGAAUUGGUGGAUGUUCCAGAGCCUAAAGUCCUUUCCCUCGAUCCAAACGAUGAGAAUAUCGUGCUCUGUAUCCCAGAUGAUGUCGAUCCGAGUGCAAGUCAAGGAACGGCAGCUCCAGUCAAGGUGAAGAUUCCUCACCCACAUGUCAAGAAAUCUAAGAUUCUGUUAGGGAAGGCUGGUGUUAUCAAUGUCAUUGAGGAAGACAGUCCUCCACCAUCUCCAAAAAAUAAUGACAAGGAUCCCUAUAAUAUUUCGAACGAUGAAUUCUACCUUCCCAAGUUUUCGGAGCAGUCGCUUUUGAAGAUUAGUGCAUCUGGCAAUAUUAUUCAACAUUCUACCCCUGUUGUGGAACUGAGAGCCCCGUUCAUUCCCACCUUCAUGAGUCAGGCCAAACUUCGAGCUUUUCAUCGUCCUGCUAUGAAACGAUAUAAUAGCGGUCCGUUGUCCCAGCCCGGUCCACAUCCAGUAUUCUCUUUGACAAGACAUAUCCGUAAAAAGGCAAAACAACGGGAACAAGAACGACUUGCUGCUGGAGGUGGUGACAUUUUCUUCAUGCGCGGUCCAGACGAUCUCACUGGAAAGGACGGAGAGCUACUGCUCAUCGAAUACUGUGAAGAACAUCCCCCUCUUCUCAGUCAAGUUGGAAUGUGCUCUCGAAUUCGAAAUUACUACAAACGUCAGGCUGGAAAGGACAAGGGCCCUCCUGAGCUUCCCUAUGGAGAAGUGGUCUACGCUCACACAACCCCCUUCUUGGGAAUUAUGCAGUCUGGCUCCUGCAUUCAGACUUUGGAAAGCAUGCUGUACAGAGCACCCAUUUAUCAACAUCCAGUAAUACACUCGGAUUUCCUGGUCAUCCGAACUCGUCAAAAUUACUUUAUUCGGGAAAUAGAUGCAUUAUUCACUGCAGGACAAGAGUGUCCGCUGUUUGAAGUACCUGGUCCUAAUUCAAAACGUGCAAAUAAUUUUGUUCGGGACUUUUUACAAGUCUUUAUUUAUCGUCUGUUUUGGAAGAGCAGAGAUAGUCCACGCCGUAUUCGAAUGGAGGAAAUCAAACGAGCUUUCCCCAUGCAUUCUGAGAGCAGUAUUAGGAAGAGGUUAAAACUCUGUGCCGACUUCAAGCGUACGGGGGUUGAUUCGAAUUGGUGGGUUAUCAAGCCAGAAUUUCGAUUACCCACAGAAGAAGAAAUCAGAUCAAUGGUUUCCCCCGAACAAUGUUGUGCCUAUUGCAGUUUGAUUGCUGCAGAACAGCGACUAAAGGAUGCUGGAUACGGUGAAAAAUUCUUAUUUGCUCCCCAAGAAGAUGACGACGACGAGAAUCAAAACAAGAUUGAUGACGAAGUCAAGACUGCACCAUGGAAUACAACUCGUGCAUAUAUUCAGGCUAUGAAAAACAAGUGUCUCCUCCAACUUACAGGCCCAGCAGAUCCAACUGGAUGUGGGGAAGGUUUCUCUUACAUUCGCGUCCCAAACAAGCCUCAAACAAACAAAGAAGAACAAGAAGCACUUCCAAAAAGAAUUGUGACUGGAACAGAUGCAGAUUUGCGUCGGCUGUCCUUAAACAAUGCAAAAGCUUUACUAAGAAAGUUUGAUGUUCCAGAAGAAGAAAUCAAAAAGUUGUCAAGAUGGGAAGUCAUUGAUGUUGUUAGAACAUUGUCCACAGAGAAGGCCAAAGCUGGGGAGAAAGGAAUGACGAAAUUCAGCAGAGGAAACAGAUUCUCCGUGGCUGAACACCAAGAACGGUACAAGGAGGAAUGUCAACGAAUCUUUGAACUUCAAAAUCGCGUCCUCUCCAACAACGAAGUUCUAUCGACGGACGACGAUGAGAGCUCGGACUCCGAGCUUUCCGACAUUGAAGAAAUGGGAAAGAAUAUUGAGAACAUCAUUUCAAACAAGAAGACCAAUACACAGGUGAACUUGGAGAAAGAGGAGCAAGAACGACGCGAGCUACAGAAAAUGAUUUUAGGAGAAUCAAAGGACGAUGAUGACAAGUCUCCCCGGAAGAAACGAAAGGAGGACGAGGAAAAUCUGACUCUCAGCGGAUUAGUUAAUCAUCCUGGCCGUGUAUUGAGAAUUCAGAGAACUUUCCGUACUCCCGACGGCAAAGAAUACACCAGGAUGGAAACAGUACGAAAGUCGGCCAUUAUUGACAUAUACAUGCGCAUCCGUACAACGAAAGAAGAAUCAUUUAUUCGCCAGUUUGCACUGUUGGAUGAGCAGGCCAAGGAAGAGCUGAAGAAAGAAAAACGUAGAAUUCAAGAGCAACUGAGACGAAUCAAGAGAAAUCAAGAAAAAGAUACAACAAAGCCCACUCCAGCUCCUCGGAAGAAGAAGAUAAAGUUGAAACCGGACUUGAAAAUGAAAUGUGGGGCUUGUGGUCAAGUUGGUCAUAUGAGGACGAAUAAGGCAUGCCCACUCUACAAUUCUUCCGGAAAUUCUCCUCCUCCAUCACAAAAUGUAUCAAUGUCACAAGAAGAAGAGGAUGAACUCCUGGACAAGUCACUCCCCGAAGACGAUGAGGAACUUAUUCGUGUUGAAGGAACAAAGGUUCAACUAUCUGGAAAACUAAUGAACAUGGUGUACACGGAGGAUAUAAAGAGACAGUCUUUGGUGCUGAAGGUUCCAAAGGGAACUGUCCAAGGCGGUCAUUCUGGUCAUCGUGGAAAGAAAAGGAAAGCUGCGUCCAGUCCACACUGUGAUUACCUCGCGAAAAAGAACCAAAAAACCAACCGACGAAGAAUCGAUCCUGUUAUUGUGCUAUCUGGCAUAUUUGAACAAAUUCUCAAUGAACUCAGAGACAUGCCUGAUAGUAGCCAUUUCCACUUCCCUGUAAAUAAUAAAUUCUUUCCUGAUUACUUCGACCGUGUGCCCAACCCCAUGGAUCUGCGUACAAUCCGUGAAAGAAUAAUCGAGAAAAAGUAUCAACUUACAUCUGACUUUUUGGGGGAUGUAUCAAAGAUCUAUGAAAACUCCGUCAUAUACAAUACAUCAAAAUCACUCAUUACAGAGUAUGCUCUGAAUCUGGUUAACCUCUGCAAACAGAGACUAAAAGAAAAGGCUGAGCAAUUGGAAAAAUUAGAAAGGUUGAUAAAUCCACUAUUGGAUGACGACCAGGUUGGUCUUGCCUACAUUUUGGAUCAGUGUCUUGCUAAGCUCAAAGGUGCACAAGAAGCAUUUCCAUUUUUGAAACCGGUAGACAGGAAAAAGGUGAAAGAUUACUAUGACUUGAUCAAAACACCAAUGGAUUUGUCUCACAUGGAAGAUAAGAACAAAGCAAAUGAGUACGAGUCAAGACAAGAGUUUUUGAGCGAUCUUCGUCAAAUCCAUAUCAACGCUGAACGAUAUAACGGCGAAUUAUCUGUGUUCACCAAGAAAGCCUCCGAACUGACCAACAUUGCGACAGAGUUUUUGACUCAGUUCAACGACCAGUUGAAAAUAUUCGAAGCAAAUAUUGAAAAGUCUAAAUCCAAAAUGUUCGAAGAAUUUGGCAAUCCCGAUGACACAUUUGGAGACUCUCAAGACGGCGAUGGAUAUGAUUCCGACGAGGAUGACGAAGACAUGGAAGUGGUGCCAGCUCCCGACGAAGACGACUACGAGCAGAGUGCGUCGGCCGCUGCCGUGUCAGGAAUUUUAGAAGAGUCUGAAAUUUUGUCCGACGUAGGUGCGGACAUUUCAAUUUCACAAGAGAGAGAAGAAGGAGAAUAUGUCAGCGACGAAGACGACUUUAGGGCACUUUCCAGCAGCCCCAUAAGACAUGAUGAGGACAGGUCAGUCAUGGACGAAUCCAUGUUACUAACCAGCACGAGUCAUCACCACCAUAAACCCUUUGGAGCUGAGACCCCUCGCAACAUUCACGACGAUCUAGAGGUCAGCGACUCUGAUGAUGAUGAUGACGAUGAUGAUAACGAAGACCAGUCAGGACGGGCUAGUAAGCAGCAAGAAGAGCGACCCAUCGACGAUCGGGAUAUAUGGUUUUGAACCAGUACUAUUAUAAUCUCUAAUUAAUCGAUUAUUUUUUUAAAGCUUCCACACAGAAACACUUUCUUUUAAAGUUUAGUUUAUAUGAUAUGUAAACUAUUGUAUUUAAUUAACUUUAUUGUUUCGUUAAACAAUAUUUACAUGCUCAUUAUAUUUGAAAUAUUUCAGACUUCAGAAUACAAAUAAAUAUUUGUAACACUUGACCAGCUUAGU
Molecule: messenger RNA, 6111 nt
Organism: Folsomia candida
Lineage: Eukaryota; Metazoa; Arthropoda; Collembola; Entomobryomorpha; Isotomidae
Gene: Taf1
Product: transcription initiation factor TFIID subunit 1
Exons: 17
Coding region: 148-5898 (1916 amino acids)
Biological process (GO): transcription by RNA polymerase II; RNA polymerase II preinitiation complex assembly
Cellular component (GO): transcription factor TFIID complex
Molecular function (GO): RNA polymerase II general transcription initiation factor activity; histone acetyltransferase activity; RNA polymerase II general transcription initiation factor binding
Source: RefSeq, a predicted model, not a curated record